Arachis duranensis is the source of this 2055-nucleotide messenger RNA. Its product is annotated as heat shock cognate 70 kDa protein-like. The record is from RefSeq and is a predicted model, not a curated record. The transcript is spliced from 7 exons. Gene Ontology annotation, biological process: cellular response to unfolded protein; protein refolding. Gene Ontology annotation, molecular function: ATP hydrolysis activity; misfolded protein binding; ATP-dependent protein folding chaperone. Gene Ontology annotation, cellular component: cytoplasm. NCBI's taxonomy places the organism in Eukaryota, Viridiplantae, Streptophyta, Magnoliopsida, Fabales, Fabaceae. The coding region runs from base 1 to 2055 and encodes 684 amino acids.
AUGGCAAAAAAACAUAAGGGUCGUGCAAUAGGAAUCGAUCUAGGAACUACAUACUCAUGUGUUGCAGCAUGGGAAAAGCAAAAUGGUCGUGCAGAGAUUAUUGUCAAUGAUCAAGGCAACAGAACUACACCUUCUUUCGUUGCCUUCACUGAUUCUCACAGGUUCAUUGGUGAUGCUGCUAAAAAUCAAGCUGCUGCCAACCCCUCUAACACCAUCUUUGAUGCUAAAAGGUUGAUUGGCAGAAAAUACAAAGAUCCCACAAUUGAGAAUGAUCUUAAGUUAUGGCCAUUCAAGGUUGUAUCUGGUGUUGAUGACAAACCAAUGAUUAUGGUGAACUACAAAGGCAAGGAAAAGUGUCUUGCUGCUGAAGAAAUCUCAUCUAUGAUUCUCACAAAGAUGAAGGAGAUUGCAGAGGCCUAUAUGGACUCUUCUGUGAACAAUGCAGUGAUUACAGUCCCUGCCUAUUUCAAUGACUCGCAGCGAAAAGCCACCAAAGAUGCUGGCAUCAUUGCCGGCCUUAAUGUCAUCAGAAUCAUCAACGAACCAACAGCUGCGGCUCUUGCAUAUGGCCUUCAAAAGAAAGCCAACUGUGAUAACAUUGAAGUUAAGGCCACUGCCGGAGACACUCAUCUCGGAGGGGAAGAUUUUGAUAACAGAAUGGUGAGUCACUUGGUACAAGAGUUCAAAAGAAAGAACGGAGUUGACAUUACUGGGACUCCCAGAGCACUGAGGAGGUUGAGAAAUGAAUGCGAGAAAGCGAAAAGGAUACUGUCACAUACUAAUGAGACUACAAUUGAGAUAGAUGCUUUGUUUCAAGGCGUUGAUUUUCGGUUUUCUUUAACUCGUGCUUGCUUUGAGGAACUCAACAGGGACUUGUUUGAGAAGUGCAUGGAGAUUGCUCAGAAGUGUCUUGAUGAUGCUAAGAUGAAGAAAAGCAAGAUACAUGAUGUGGUCCUUGUUGGUGGAUCUUCAAGAAUCCCAAAAGUGCAGAGUUUAUUACAGAACUUCUUUUUAGGGAAGGAGCUUUGCAAGAGUAUCAACCCCGAUGAAGCCGUCGCUUUUGGCGCCGCUGUCCAAGCUGCAUUGUUGAGUGAAGACUACAGCUUUGUCCCACCCUUGGUUCUGGUGGAUGUAACUCCUCUGUCUCUUGGUAUACAAUUAAAAGGAGAUUUGAUGAGUGUUGUAAUUCCUAGGAAUACCAUCAUUCCUGCAAAAAGAAGUGCUGUGUAUUUGACAGUUAAAGAUUAUCAAUCCUAUGUUACAAUAAAUGUGUAUGAAGGUGAAAGGACAAAAGCCAGUGACAAUAAUUUGCUUGGUACGUUUCCGCUUUCGGGCCUUCCUCUUGUUUUUAAAGGCCAUCCUUUCAAUGUUUACUUUGAACUGGAUUUUGAUGGUAUCUUGAAGGUUCGCGCUGUGGAUAAAACAACUGGUAGCAAGAAUGGAAUUACCAUUACUAAUGAGAAAGGAAGACUCUCAAAUGCUGAAAUUAAUAGAAUGGUUAAGGAAGCAGCAUUGUUCAAGGAAGAGGAUAAGAAGUUCAAGAGGAUGGUAAAAGCAAAGAAUGCUUUGGACGAUUAUAUUUACAAAAUGGAGAAAGCUAUGGAGGAUUCUGAUGUAAGUUCUAUGGUUUCGCCUUCCAAAAAGCAGAGAAUCAUGGCUGCAUUCAGUGAGGGAAAAGCUUUGAUUCAGAAUGAGCAUGAAACUGAAGCUUCUGUGUUUGAGAACUAUCUUAGAAGUUUACAGAACAUUUGUCGACCAAUACUGAUCAACAAGGUCAUAUCUGGUGUUACUGACAAACCAAUGAUUGUUGUUAAGGGUCAGGAAAAACGUCUUUCUCCUGAAGAAAUCUCAGCUAUGGUUCUCACAAAGAUGCACAGCAGAAUAUAUCACGUCUAUGAUAGCCAAUGCUCUGUAGAUGAACAAGUUUACGAGGGUGAGAGGAUGAAUGCCAGUGAUAACAACUUGCUGGGAGUGGAGAUAUUGCCUAAUGAUGUUAUCGCUGAGCAAUUGAAGUCUGUGCUCUCUUAUAUGCAUGUUGACGUGAUUGCAGAAUAG